Molecule: messenger RNA, 2367 nt
Organism: Colletotrichum higginsianum IMI 349063
Lineage: Eukaryota; Fungi; Ascomycota; Sordariomycetes; Glomerellales; Glomerellaceae
Product: ATPase
Exons: 3
Coding region: 1-2367 (788 amino acids)
Biological process (GO): mitotic DNA replication checkpoint signaling; DNA replication initiation
Cellular component (GO): nuclear origin of replication recognition complex
Molecular function (GO): DNA replication origin binding; ATP hydrolysis activity; ATP binding
Source: RefSeq, a predicted model, not a curated record
AUGCUUUUGCGGCACACCACACAAUUCGACAGCCGACCACUCACUCCACACUCGAUGGCCUCUACUAUCUCACCAGCAGCCCGCCGGAACCGUCGCCGGCCUGUCAAAUCCACAGGGGUUGCGAGAGACGAUUCAGACGACGAGCUCGGUAUCGACGACCUUCCUUGGGAAUGGAUUUACGAAUCUACAGACGCUGCUGGAACUCCAGACCCCACUAGUAGCGAUGCUCAGAAUACUCGGAAGCGCAAAAGAACCAGUGGAAAGGCUCCUCUGAUCAAGGGCGCCCGGAUGGGCAAAUUUCAAUGUCACAUUGGGGAUUGCGUUCUGCUGAAGGCCGAAGGUUCGAAAGAAGCCUGGGUCGCGGUUGUUUGCGAGUUCAUGGAAGCAGAUGAUGGCGAAAAGGCAGCUAGCUUUAUGUGGUUUUCGACAGAAAAAGAAAUUCGCAACAAGGAGCGGAAACGGUUGGAUUCUUUGCCUAAUGAACUAUACAUAUCCCCCUCGUGGGACGUCAACCCCCUCGCUGCUAUCAACGGCAAAGCUCUGGUCUUGUCACAUCGAGACUUCUCAUCAAGAUACCCGUCAGGAAAGGUGCCACGAUCCUCGUCCGACUACGGGAAAACGUUUAUAUGCCGCCGUGCCUGCAACACAAGAACGGCGACGUACACCGACGAGUUUGAAUGGGAGGACAUUUACAAUGCCAGUGAACGGGGCGUCUACAACUUGAUUCAGUUUGUGAAAACCCAUACCAAGUCGACUCGAAGGCGCCAGUUAGCACGGGAAUCAACACCCGAGCAGCCGUAUGCAACCUCGGAUGGAGUCCAGGAUGCCGUAACACCCAGACGGACAGCCAAGUAUGAAACUUCUACACCCCGAGGAGGCAAUCGCACAGUUACCACACCGUCGUCUCGCAAACGGUAUGCAACCUCCUGUUUGCCAACCUCGCUGAAGGGCUUCUUGUUCUCUCCACUGACACUGAACGUCCGUAUUACUUCUAGAAUCAUGGUUAAGAAGACACUUGAAUUCACGCCCUUGGGCACCAGAAAGCUGUCCCUAAACCACCUGCAGUCGUCGCCUUUCCAGCUAGCCCGGUCCCAACUGCAUGUUGCCUCUGUGCCAGCAAGUUUGCCUUGCAGGGAGAGCGAGUUCCGUAUGGUGUAUUCGUAUUUGGAGGCCGCCAUCGCGGACGGUAUAGGAACUUGCAUCUACAUUGCUGGAACCCCUGGAACUGGGAAGACAGCGACGGUACGGGAAGCUAUAUCCCGCCUGGAUGAAUCCGUAAGGGCUGAUGAGCUUGACGACUUCAUCUUUGUGGAGAUCAAUGGCAUGAAGAUCACCGACCCUCACCAGUCCUACAGCCUUCUAUGGGAGGCCCUCAAGGGCGAACGUGUCAGCCCCACGCAAGCCAUAGACCUCCUGGAGAGGGAGUUCAAUAACCCCAGUCCUCGCCGCACGCCAUGUGUCGUUCUGAUGGACGAGUUGGACCAACUAGUGACGAAAAACCAAAGCGUCAUGUAUAACUUCUUCAAUUGGCCGGGCUUGCGGCACAGCCGACUCAUUGUUCUGGCUGUCGCAAAUACAAUGGAUCUACCCGAGAGAACUCUCAGCAACAAGAUUAGCAGUCGUAUAGGUUUGACAAGAAUUACAUUUCCCGGGUACAAUCAUGAACAACUCAUGAAAAUUAUCCAGUCCAGACUUGAGGGUGUGCCUGGAAAUGUUGUCGAGGCAGAUGCCAUUCAGUUCGCCAGCCGAAAGGUAGCUGCGGUAAGCGGUGAUGCCAGAAGAGCCUUGGACAUUUGCAGGCGAGCCGUUGAGCUCGCCGAGGCCGAGAGUCAGACCGAGUCUUUAGCAGCAGGCCAGAAGGGGCGGCGGCCCGUUGCGAGCAAUGGCAAGGCAUUCGUGUCGCCGGCUAAGGUCACAAUAGCAACAAUCAAGAGGGCGAUCAAUGAGGCAACCACCAACCCCACACAGCAAUAUUUGCGGACUUUACCACUCGGACCCAAGCUACUUCUCAGCUCCCUUUUGGUCAAAAUACAAAGAAACGGCACUAUCGAGACGACAUUUGGGGACGUCAUGGAUGAGUUGCAUCGCAUCGUGAAGCUAGACACAGGAGCAAUGGAUUCUGUCAUCUCAGCCCUCACAACCAAACCGCUAGGAGGCGAUGCCAGUCAGGGCAAGGAGAGCAUGCGGGUGGCUGAGGCUCUGGCUCUUAGGCAGGCGGCGAUCGAGCUGGUGAGUGCAGGCAUCAUUGUCUUGGAAGCGCACAAAGCGGAGAGACCUAGCAAGAUGCGCCUCGCUGUGGGAGAUGAAGAAAUCAAAAUGGCAUUUCGGGACGAUGGCGAAGUAAAGGCCCUGGGGCUGUACUUUUAG